This is a messenger RNA of Setaria italica (foxtail millet), 3190 nucleotides long. RefSeq names its product TPR repeat-containing thioredoxin TTL1. The record is from RefSeq and is a predicted model, not a curated record. The transcript is spliced from 6 exons. Gene Ontology annotation, molecular function: protein binding. Bases 298 to 2478 code for a protein of 726 amino acids. Lineage: Eukaryota; Viridiplantae; Streptophyta; Magnoliopsida; Poales; Poaceae. Gene Ontology annotation, cellular component: cytoplasm.
CCUUUCCUUCCCUCUCACUUCUUCCUCCUACCCCUCGGCCCUCGCUUUGUAGUUGUAGCUGUGCUCUCUCUCUCUCCUCUCUCUUCUCUCUCUCCCCAUCUUGGUUGGAGAGGAGAGCACAGCAGACCCACCGCCCAUACAUACAUACACGCGCUCCCCUCCCGUCUCUUCUCGGAGCGCCAACUCGCUUCUGCUGUCCUUGUUCACCAGCUGUGUACUUCUCUUGCAUGCCUGCCUGCGCUCGGUCACCGAGGGGAGUGCUGCUGCUCGUGUCGGCUGCCGUGACCGAGCCCGGUGAUGGCCGACGCUGACCGGAUGCGCCUGCGCGCCGCGGCGCUCUCGCUCCACGACGACGAGGGCGUCAGGGACAAGCCGGACCGGAAGGCGGACGUCUUCGCGGAUCUCGGCUCGCCGGUCUCGCCGCUGCGCCUGCGCCCGGCCGCGGGGACACCGUCGUCCUCGUCCUCGUCGGCCGGGUCCGCCAAGUCGCCGGCGCCGGGCAAUGCGGCUGCAGCGGCCGUGGGGAGGGGCGGCGCCCGGGGGAACCACUCGGGCGAGCUGGACGGCAGCAACCCGCCGCGCCCACCCGGCCACCGCCGCUCCGGAUCUGGCCCGCUGAUUUUCUCCGGCGGCAGCAGCAGCGCGGGGAGCGUCGGGGGGUGCGGCGGCGGCGGGAGCACCGCGAGCUCGCCACUCACCAAUGCGCUCCCCACCGGCAACAUCUGCCCGUCCGGCCGCGUCGCGGGGGCGGCUGCCGCGCCGCAGCCGCCGCGCGCUCGCCCGGUCGUGCUCGGAUCCGGCACGGGGCACUAUGGCCACGGCAGCAUCAUGCGCGGCGGCGGUGGAAGUGCCGGAGGAGCGACCCCCGCGAGAAGCAGCAUUGACGCGGCCCCACUCCACAGGAACUCCUCGAGGUCUCCGGCGAGCUGCCCGGCGCCGCCGCCGGCCAGCAGUGCUGGUCUUCAAGAAAUCACUCGCGCCGGGAACGAGCGGUACAAGAAGGGCCGCUACGGGGAGGCGCUGCAGCACUACGACCGUGCCGUGGCGCUAUGCCCGGACAGCGCCGCCUGCCGCGGCAACCGCGCCGCCGCGCUCAUCGGACUCGGCCGCCUGGCAGAAGCGUUCAGCGAGUGUGAGGAGGCCGUCCGUCUCGAUCCGGCGAGCGGCCGUGCGCGCGGCCGCCUGGCCGGCUUAUCUCUCCGGCUUGGGAUGGUUGACAAGGCAAGGAUGCACUUUACACUGGCUGGGAAUGUAAACCAGUCUGAUCAUGCUGAGUUGCAGAAGCUGCAUGAGGUGGAAAGCCAUCAGGGGAGAUGCAUGGAUGCAAGGAAAAUCGGAGAUUGGAAGAGCACACUACGGGAGGCUGAUGCGGCAAUUGCCAAUGGGGCUGACUCCUCUCAAUUGCUUCUUGCCUUGAGGUCAGAAGCACUUCUUCGGUUGCACAAGUUAGAGGAAGCUGAUUCAACUAUUACAAGUUUAUUGAAAUUGGACAAUGCAUCACUACCUUCGAUGCCAACCAAACUCUCAGGCAUGGCGGCUGAUUCUUACGUGCUUGUUGUCCAAGCCCAGGUCAACAUGGCAUUCGGAAGGUGCAGAUACCAAACAUUGAGAAUUCUAAUAACUUCUUUCCAUGGUUAUAGUUACACAAUUAUUGAAAUUUGUAUCUGCAGGUUUGAUUCAGCUGUUGCAUUAGCUGAGAAGGCUAGAGUUAUUGAUUGUGGAAACCCAGAGGUUGAAGUGAUCCUAAAUAACGUGAGAUUAGUUGCAAGGGCUCGAGCCCAGGGGAAUGAACUUUUUAAGGCUGGCAAGUUUGCUGAGGCAUCUAUAGCCUAUGGAGAAGGGCUCAAAUAUGAGCCCUCGAAUCCGGUACUGUACUGUAAUCGGGCAGCUUGCUGGUCGAAGUUAGGUCGGUGGGCGAAAGCUGUUGAGGACUGCAAUGAGGCCCUAAGAGUCCAACCUAACUACACAAAGGCUCUGUUAAGACGCGCAGCAUCCUAUGCAAAGCUUGAGCGUUGGGCUGAUUGUGUGCGAGACUAUGAGCUGCUGCGCAAGGAUCUUCCUGGUGACACAGAGGUUGAGGAGUCUUUAUUCCGUGCACAAGUCGCAUUGAAGACCACCCAUGGAGAGGAGGUGUCAAAUAUGAAGUUUGGAGGGGAGGUUGAGGCAGUUACCAGCUUAGAGCAACUCCGAGAUGCUAUCCAUUCACCUGGUGUAUCAGUUCUUUACUUCAUGGCAACAAUGAAUCAGCAAUGCGCACAGAUUACCCCGUCGGUGGACUCCCUUUGCUCCGAGUGCCCUUCAGUGAAUUUCCUGAAGGUAAAUGUUGAUGAGAGCCCUAUGGUAGCAAGAGCAGAGAAUGUGCGUGUAGUCCCAACCUUCAAGAUUUACAAGGAUGGGACAAGAGUGAAGGAGAUGAUCUGCCCUAGCUUACAGGUCUUGCGCUAUUCUGUGAGGCACUAUGCUGUCUCCAGCUCCUGAGGUCUGGUACUCAGUUCUUUGGUCCUGGUAGCAUCACCUGCCAAUAUUUCACCAACAAAUUGUUCCUAUAUAAUAUUGCAGCCUCCACAGCAUUUCACCAGCUCGGUAUAACCCUCUAUUAGGCAUGUUGAGCAAGCUUGGUAUACAAAGGAACCUCCUGUGCAUUUCCACCUUCCACGUGUUGCUAGUCCUUGGAUCAUUUAGGCUCUUCCUCUUGCAACUAUUUCUUCCCACCAUUUGACCCAGCUUAAGCAGUCCUUCCAUCUCAUGCAUCGCUUGGCUUUGUGCCUAAAUGACAAAUCCACUCCUGAAGAAAGGCUCCCUGUGAUGUUCCUUGGAUGCAUGUGGCUGUUAGAGAGGAGAAUAGAUGGCUGGCUGGCUUUCCAUUACAUGUACAUAUAGCAUAUAGCAAUACAUCAAACCCAUUGAUAGAUUGGUUUUCUGUGGAGAGAAGGCGGUACCAGAUUUGGGCAUUUGGCGGCGGAUGGAGAGUACAGGUGUAGUUGCCAUUGUAGAGAGAGGGAGGGGAUAGAUGAAGAAAAGAUAAAUGUGUUAUUGGUAUGUAGAGAGAUAAAAGAGGGUGGUGGCUGGUGUCGUUGAUGUCAUAUUUGCAUAGAUAUGCCUUUCUGGUGGUCUGUGGCGCUGAUACAUAUAUAUAGUUCAUGCUGACAUUGGUUUCUAUGAAUAAAAGAUAGCUCGACAUUCUUUCCCA